AAUGAGUCAUUUGUAAUUUCACAGUCUGAAUUCGUUUAUACUUACACAUGCAUGGUUUAAUCUUUAAGACAAGCAUAUGACUACUGGAAGGAUCAACCAUUUAGCAGUCAUAAAUCACGGCAAGAACAUGUUGUAUUCCCGCAAACACAAGAAAAGUGGGAACAAACGAGGACUUGACCGUCAUCUUUUGUCUGGAGACAAACGUGCUUAGCAAGACAUAAUUUCUUCAAGUCACCGCAAUAACCUUUCUGCAGCUGAGAUCUCAGUAAAUAGGUUAUUCACCUUUGCGGACGAUGCAUAAUUUCUUAUGUGUUCACGACUUCCCCCACUGAAGGAUAUGCCGCAAACAACAUUUUAAGCAAAGCUUAACAAUUCCUUCUAGAUGGGUACACAACACAUGCCCCUAAUCAGUUCAACAAGCAUAACUAUGCUAGUGAAGAAACUUAGAAGGAUAAUUGGUCUGUAAUUGGGUGCGGGAGCACAAAACAUACAAACACCAGCUAUCCAAUCACCACUCAUAUGCUGCACGUUCAAUUUCCCCACUAACAUCAAUCUUUCCAACCACUCUCGAGAUGUAAUCAAAAGAGCAGUUGGAAGAGGGAUGAAACCAGGACAUGUCCACAUAAGCGCAAAAUUUUGAUGUUAGGAGCAAAAUGAUCCGCCAGAAAAUUCGCCAGAAAAGUCACCGGAGACAGUCCGGCCAUCGGACCUCAACCCAACCAUCGUGCUGCACCAAGCACUCGGACUACCCAUUCCGACACCCACCCUCAGCGUAGGCACAUAAGAAUGCUUACCCCUCAUUAGUAUUGCUAUCCAUGUUUCCAAACAAUACCAAAAUGUACUUCAGUUUUAAUAAUAUAGAUAACAUAACGGUAAAAUAUUAAUCAAUAAUUGUCCAAGAAAUUGGAGAAGCAAAACAACGUUUACCAAAAAUAUUCUAAGAAAUUUAUAUAGAUUUUCUAAGAUUUUUAUCUAAUAAAAUUUUUCUGUAUAUUUUCUCAAGAAUAUAAAUAUACGGUUUAAAAAUUAAAUAAAUUAAAGAUGCAGUUAUAAUUUCUAUUAGAUAACAUUUUGUAAAUAAAAAUAAUCAUGUAUCAUGAAAUCGCAGAUCAAAAUCUAGUUAAUAUAUAAGAACAAGUUGUUUCUUGAUUUCCAAAUCUUCCAUAGCAACCAUAAUUUAUGGAGACGAUCAUUCAAUGUAAAUAAUUCAUUGCUGGAUGCAUUGAUGAGGCUCCAUAAGUUUGUUUCAAGCUGAAGGCUGAAAUAGGGAGAUGCUGGGCAGAUUAAUGGACAAUCUCCAUAUGCAUACCCCAUGUGUUUAGUCUUGUAGUAGUUCCAAUUGCAUUUGAAACUAUUCUACACAGAAAAUGCUUGAGCUUUGGCUAAAUUGGUAGUUUCCAACUUUUAGAUUUCGAAUGAGUGAGCAGGUCGAAGAAGUGUUGUUGGUAUCCAAUUUUCGUUGUAAACAUCAGUGUGUUCCCCAUCACGGAUAUUGUGAUUGUUUCCCUUUUGAAGGAGUUCCACUCCCAAAGUAUAGAAAACCAACCAAAUCGAUUGUUCUUAUUGUUGCUAUAUUGCAUCCAAGACUGAGCUAUUUCUCUAGUACUUUGCCUUAAAUAUAAUCUUGCAGAUAAGGUAUUAAGAUGUUUCAAAAAUCUACAAUCAUUAUUUACUUUACCAUAAACUUAAUGAUUAAUUUAGAGAAAUUUUCUAAGAUAGCAUUAAAAAAAAUCUUUUUAUAAGCAUUCAAGGAUCAAAAUAAUCUAAAUAAAUUUUACUAAAGAAGUAAAAAAAUUUAUAUUUCUAAGUUAACUAAUCUAAACUCUCAGUUUAGAUUUGAAAGAUGGAGUUCUGGAGAGAAGAAGUUUAAAAUUAAAAAAAAAAUUAAUACUUAAAAUUUAAAAUAAUAAUUUUAAAAAUAGUUUCAAAAAGAAUUUUUAGAUUUCAAAAAUAAAAGAUUGAAAAAGGUUUUCAAAAAGGUAAAAAAAAAUUCAAAUUGUAAAACAUAUUUUUCGAAAAUAAAAAAUCAUAUUUCUUUAUUUUAUUAUUUAUUUAUAUAUAUUCAUGUAUUUAUAACUACCAGAAUAAAAUAAUCGUUUACAUAUUUAAUAAAGUAUAUUAUGAUCAUUUUUCUUUUUGGGUGCUCUAUUGGUAAAAAAAAAUCAUAUUUUAUGGGUUUUUUGAGAAAUUUGCUUUUUAAUAUAUUUUGUAAUACAUUAUGCAUUAUAUGUUUUAAAUUUUUAAUUGAUAAUUGGUUUCUUCAGUAACUUUGGUAGUUAGUAACGCAGCUCAUGUUCCACGUUUCGGAUCCAUGAAAAGACACGACGGUCAUGGUUCACAUUUUUUUUUUUUUGAAGAAGGGUUUUAUGGUUCACAUAAUUGCAAAACCUUAUCAUUAGGAGUUUUCUAAUCCGUAAAACUGGACUCAACCAUUAUAAAACCCAAUCAAACGUAAAAUAACAAAAGUUACAAUUCAGGUUCGAGAGUAAAGUCCUUAUCUUUGUUUUUGUUUAGAAUCUCCACAAAAAUGGCGCUCCUACAACAACAAGAAACACUUUCUCUAGCAAAGAAUCAAGAACCAUCUCAAGAUUUCAUUUUCCGAUCCAAACUUCCUGAUAUCUCCAUCCCUAACCACCUUCCUCUCACCGAUUACCUCUUCCAGAAAUUCUCCGGCGACGGAGGCGGCGAUUCCACCGCCACAUGUCUCAUCGACGGUGCCACAGGACGUAUUUUCACCUACGCCGAUGUUCAAAUCACUUUAAGGAGUAUCGCUGCAGGACUCUACCGGCUCGGGAUCCGCCAUGGUGACACUGUCAUGCUCCUUCUCCCAAACUCGCCGGAGUUUUCUCUAUCUUUCCUCGCUGCAGCUUACCUCGGGGCCAUAUCUACGCCCGCGAAUCCGUUAUUCACCCAACCGGAGAUCGCAAAACAGGCACAAGCCUCCGGCGCGAAGAUGAUCAUUACAAAGCCAUGUUACGUCGAUAAGCUAAAAAACCUUGAAAACGUUUUGAUUGUUUGCGUACCCGACGACGUUCCGUUACCUGACGGUUGCGUAAGUUUCACGGAACUGACGCAAGCUGACGAGACAGAGCUUCCUAAACCGGAGAUCUCGCCGGAGGAUACGGUGUUAAUGCCGUACUCCUCCGGGACCACGGGACUUCCAAAGGGAGUUAUGAUUACUCACAAGGGAGUAGUUACGAGUACUGCUCAGAAAGUCGACGGAGAAAACCCUCAUCUCAACUUCACCGGAGAUGACGUCAUCAUAUGUUUUCUCCCAAUGUUCCACACUUACGCGCACAACUCCCUGAUGCUUUCGGCGAUGAGGGCCGGUGCGGCGUUCUUGAUUCUGCCUAGGUUCGAGUUGAAUAUGGUGAUGGAGAUGAUUCACAAGUAUAAGGUCACAGUGGUUCCGAUGGCCCCACCGGUGGUUCUAGCGUUCGUUAAGUCUCCGGAUACGGAGAGGUACGACCUGAGUUCGGUGAGGAUGAUGUUUUCAGGCUCAGGUGCAUUGACGAAGGAGCUUGAAGACGCAGUGCGUCUUAAGCUUCCCAAUGCCAUAUUUGGUCAGAGUUAUGGAAUGACUGAAAUGGGAACAGUGGCUAAGUCGUUGGCAUUUGCAAAGAACCCGUUUAAAAUCAAGUCUGGUUCGUGUGGGACUGUGAUCAGGAACGCCGAGAUGAAAGUGGUCGAUACCAUUACUGGAGUCUCCUUACCACACAACAAGCCAGGCGAAAUUUGCAUCCGAGGCGAUCAACUUAUGAAGGGUUAUUUGAAUGAUCCGCAAGCUACUGCACAAACCAUAGAUAAAGACGGGUGGCUACACACAGGAGAUAUUGGGUUUGUGGAUGACAAUGAUGAGAUCUUCAUUGUUGAUCGUUUGAAGGAACUAAUCAAAUUCAAAGGCUAUCAAGUGGCUCCAGCUGAGCUUGAAGCAUUGCUUAUUUCUCAUCCUUUUAUUGAGGAUGUUGCUGUUGUCGCAAUGAAGGAUGAAAUAGCUGGUGAGGUUCCGGUAGUGUUUGUGGUUAGAUCAGAAGGGUCACAGCUAACUGAAGAUGAUGUCAUGAGUUAUAUCAACAAACAGGUGGUUCACUACAAGCGAAUUAAGAUGGUGUUCUUCACUGACUGCAUUCCUAAAGCUCCAUCCGGGAAAAUAUUGAGGAAAGAUCUAAGGGCAAGAUUAGCUAAUGGAUUGAUGAACAAAAGUUAAAUAAUCUUAUCUGAUACAAAAACAAAGAAUGUGUUCAUGAACAAAUAAAUAAGGGUUCUUUCAAGUUUUAUUUCUUUAAAUUUAGUGGAAAUAUGACCGUUAGAACUAUUGAACAAAGGAACAAAAUAUCAUUUACCAAAAGGAAUAAGCAUCGUGAACAAAAGACUUGACUGUCAAUGGCUAG
This is a messenger RNA of Brassica rapa (field mustard), 4391 nucleotides long. Its product is annotated as 4-coumarate--CoA ligase 4. The record is from RefSeq and is a predicted model, not a curated record. Lineage: Eukaryota; Viridiplantae; Streptophyta; Magnoliopsida; Brassicales; Brassicaceae. Gene Ontology annotation, molecular function: 4-coumarate-CoA ligase activity.